AUGGGUGGUCGAGAUGUCGCCAUUCUCAGCAGGCACUUUGCUGUGACAUCCUCACAAAGUGUUAAUGGCGUUGUCUCUGGGAUGUUCCAACACACAGUCACCUCUUCACCCAGCUUCACUACCAACCAAUUCUUCAAGAAGAAGUUCACUGCUGCAAUUGCUACUGCCAUUUUCGCAAGCGUUGCCGUCGCAGCUCCCCAGCGUGGCCUCGAGGCCCGCCUCAAGGCCCGCGGCAGCAGCAAGGGAUCCCGACCCCUCCAGGCAGUUGCUAGACCUGCAUCAACCAAGAACCAGACCAACGUUGAGUACAGCUCCAACUGGUCCGGUGCCGUGCUGGUGGAGCCUCCCUCUGCUGCAGCGACCUACACUGCGGUGACCGGCACCUUCACUGUCCCUGAGCCCACCGGCAACUCUGGAGGCAGUCAGGCUGCAUCUGCCUGGGUUGGUAUCGACGGUGAUACCUAUGGAAACGCCAUUCUUCAGACCGGUGUUGACUUCACCGUGACCGACGGAGAGGCCUCGUUCGAUGCCUGGUAUGAGUGGUACCCGGAUUACGCCUACGACUUCAGCGGCAUCGACAUCUCGGCAGGCGAUGAGAUUGUUGCCAUUGUGGAGUCCUACACCUCGACUACCGGUAUUGCCAUUAUUGAGAACAAGAGCACCGGCCAGAAGGUGUCCAAGGAGCUGUCGUCCAGCUCCAGCCUCGGUGGACAGAACGCUGAGUGGAUUGUGGAAGACUUCGAGGAAAAUGGUUCGCUCGUCAACCUGGUGGACUUUGGCACCGUCACCUUCACUGGUGCUGUUGCCAAGGCGGCGGGUGGUGAGAGUGUUGGACUUACCGAUGCGACCAUCAUCGAGAUUGAGGAGAAUGGCCAGGUUGUCACUGACGUUACCAUCGACAGCGACUCUGAGGUGACCAUCACCUACGAGUAA
Aspergillus niger is the source of this 933-nucleotide messenger RNA. RefSeq lists its product as uncharacterized. Gene Ontology annotation, biological process: proteolysis. The coding region runs from base 1 to 933 and encodes 310 amino acids. The record is from RefSeq and is a predicted model, not a curated record. The transcript is spliced from 3 exons. Gene Ontology annotation, molecular function: glutamic-type endopeptidase activity. NCBI's taxonomy places the organism in Eukaryota, Fungi, Ascomycota, Eurotiomycetes, Eurotiales, Aspergillaceae.